Musa acuminata subsp. malaccensis (wild Malaysian banana) is the source of this 638-nucleotide messenger RNA. RefSeq names its product protein NUCLEAR FUSION DEFECTIVE 6, mitochondrial. Lineage: Eukaryota; Viridiplantae; Streptophyta; Magnoliopsida; Zingiberales; Musaceae. The record is from RefSeq and is a predicted model, not a curated record. Gene Ontology annotation, cellular component: mitochondrion.
CAAAAUAGCGGAGGGUUAGAAGAGGGCCAGAAGUAGCAAUGGCUACGGCGAUUGGCGGCGCUCGAAGAGCCCUCGCAGGCCGAGGGAUCCCUUCUUCUCUGAUCUCCGGUGCCGCAACUUCGAGAGCUUUCCCAUCUUCUUCUGCUCGAACUCGGGCCUUCUCUCGGCUCUCGCGCCGCAAGCUUCCUUCUGGAAUCUCGAGGUCCACGGUUGAGUUGGGUUGUGCACAGUCUUUGAUACCUUUUCACAGCGUUACUGCUACGGCAUUGCUCACUUCUAUGCUCUCCGCAAGGCCUGGAGGCUGGACUUGGCUUUCAGAAGGAUUUGCAACACCUCUAUGACAUCAGAGAUAAACAUGAAACAAAUGCCGUGCCGAGGAUUGCUGGGUUUGUUUAUUGAUCAAUGUGCUUACUAGAAGGCACCAUUGCUCUAAACGAUGAUCUUGGAUCUUCUCUCUUCUAAAAUAAAUGUUAUGUUGGAUUUCAAUUCUUGCACAGCAGAAAUAUCUCAACAGUCCCUUUCCGGUCUUGUAUUAUGAAAGUGCGUCGCAACCUCCUGGCAUAGUCAUUCUUAUAGUGGUUGAAACUUCUUAUCAUAUUCUCAGGAAUAUCCAUCUGCAGCUGUUUUCCUUUUUGUUA